AUGGCGACCCUCACAGAAGCAGAAAGAAGAGCAAACCAUGUCAUCUCCCUGCCCAAGCCACCCCGGGCUUCCACACAGAAUCUCGAUCCCAAAGCAAUCACACAACAAUGGCUCACCAAUCUCGAGACCACUCUCUCCUCAAAUAACAGCAACGCUACAGCAGAUCAAAUAAAAAUCUUGUUCCACGACGACUCAUACUGGCGUGACCAUAUCGCUCUCCAAUGGGAUUUCCGUACCAUCCACUCAGCUACAAACAUCGCUUCAUUCCUGCAGGAAUUCCAACCCGUUGCACAGCUAUCCAAUUUCUCUUUGCAAACAAGCGGGAAAUACGUGCCUCAUGUUGAUAUGCCCGAAAAUGGUGUCCUGGGAAUUGAUUUUGUGGCUUCUAUGUUCCAGUUUGAGACGAAGGUGGGACGGGGUUCGGGUAUCUUGAGGUUGACGUUGGAUGAUGCCGGGAAGGAGUGGAAGGCAUAUGCGGUUUAUACGUCAUUGCAGGAAUUGAAGGCUGCUGAGGAGCCACUUGGCCCUAGGAGAUUGUAUGGAACAUUGGAUAGUUUGCCGGGUGGCUCAGCUGGUGGUACUUGGAAAGAGAGGAGGGAGAAAGCUGUCAAGUUUGAAGGUGUCGAGCCUACGGUUCUGAUUGUGGGUGCUGGACAAGCGGGAUUGAAUCUUGCAGCUCGUUUGCAAUCUCUUGGUGUAUCGACUUUGCUCGUGGAUCGUCAUGAACGUAUCGGAGACAACUGGCGAAAGAGAUAUCGCACAUUGACAACCCACGACCCCGCUGAGUUCACCCACAUGGCCUACCUCCCCUUUCCAAAGAACUGGCCCCAAUUCACUCCAAAGGACAAGCUAGGCGACUGGUUCGAAGCAUAUGCCAGUCUCAUGGAACUCAACGUCUGGACAAACACUUCUGUUGUAUCCGCUGCCUACGACGAUAAUACAUCGAUUUGGACAGUUACUGUCCGAAAACCGGAUGGGUUUGAGCGUACUCUCCACCCCAAACACGUAGUAUUUGCCACGGGGCAUUCGGGGGAGCCGAAAGUUCCUACUUUCCAGGGGCAACAGAAAUUUAGAGGUACCGUGUAUCAUGGUUCCCAACACAGAGAUGCAUCCGAGUACGAUGUCCGUGGGAAAAAAGUGAUUGUUGUCGGAACAGGUAAUUCGGGCCAUGACAUUGCUGAGAAUUUCUAUGAGAAUGGGGCGGAUGUCACUAUGUUGCAGAGAAGGGGAACAUAUGUGAUCUCUGUCGAUAAGGGUGUUUUCAUGCUGAAUGAGGGGACAUAUGAUGAAUGGGGACCGCCAACUGAACAGGCCGAUAUAUGGGCAGAAUCGCUCCCAUAUCAGGUCGCCUUCGCCUUCAACGUGCACCUUACCCGCCGCGUCUCCGAAGUUGACAAAGAGAUUCUCGAUGGACUAGCCAAAGCAGGCUUUGAUGUUUACAAGGGUAUCGAUGAAAGUGGUAUCGCAAGAUUAUACAUGACUCGCGGAGGAGGCUACUACAUCGAUGUGGGAUGUAGUCAACUUAUCGCCGAGGGCAAGAUCAAGGUCCACAAGUCCCCCGAUGGUAUCAAGGAGUUCACACCGCAUACUAUGAUUCUAGCGGAUGGGAAAGAGUUGGAGGCUGAUAUGGUAGUUUUGGCGACUGGGUUUGAUAAUAUGCGAACAACAGUGCGCAAGGUGCUUGGUGAUAAGGUUGCGGAUCGGUGUAAGGAUGUUUGGGAUUUGGAUGAAGAGGGUGAACUGCGGGCUAUGUGGCGUCCAUCGGGUCAUCCCAACUUUUGGUAUAUGGGUGGUAACCUGGCACUGUGUCGGAUUUACUCUAAAUUUCUGGCUUUGCAAAUCAAAGCUGUUGAGGCAGGCCUCACUCCUGUAUGGCAGUAA
Talaromyces marneffei is the source of this 1881-nucleotide messenger RNA. RefSeq lists its product as uncharacterized. The record is from RefSeq and is a predicted model, not a curated record. NCBI's taxonomy places the organism in Eukaryota, Fungi, Ascomycota, Eurotiomycetes, Eurotiales, Trichocomaceae. Bases 1 to 1881 code for a protein of 626 amino acids. Gene Ontology annotation, molecular function: flavin adenine dinucleotide binding; monooxygenase activity. The transcript has 5 exons.